Molecule: messenger RNA, 1617 nt
Organism: Uloborus diversus
Lineage: Eukaryota; Metazoa; Arthropoda; Arachnida; Araneae; Uloboridae
Exons: 2
Coding region: 1-1617 (538 amino acids)
Source: RefSeq, a predicted model, not a curated record
AUGGUUUAUCAUCCAUAUGUUAUAUUUUCUGAUUUUGAAUGUAUGGUUAAACCAGUCUCCACUUGUUACCCUUCUACAUCUAAAAGUUUCACCACACCUACUGAGGAACAUGUGGCAUAUAGCUAUAGCAUAUUAUGUUUGGAUCAACAUGAUUCUAUUGUUUUCAAAAAAUAUUAUUGUGGUGAAAAUGCCGUAGAAAAUUUUCUUGGGGUCUUAAAAAAACUUUGCAAAACUUUACUUAAAAAAAUGAAGUUAGUCGUUCCAUUAUCAGAAUCCAAUUUUCAUAAGAACUCUAAAUGUCACAUAUGUGAUAAGAUUUUUACAGAAACAGAUAAAGUUGUCAGAGAUCAUUGUCAUUUUACUGGUAUAUUUCGCGGAUUUGCUCAUAAUCAUUGCAAUUUAAAUUAUAGAAUUCGAUAUUUCAUUCCGGUAAUAUUUCACAACCUUAAAGGAUAUGACUCACACUUGAUAUUAAAACAUCUAAGUGGAAAAUAUGGAAAAUCUAUUCGCAUCAUUCCAGUAAAUACACAAAAAUUUACUACCUCUCAAAUUGAUGAAAUUAAAUUUAUAGAUAGUAUGCAAUUUUUAAACCCAUCGUUAGCUACACUUGUUGAAAAUCUCAAUAAUUCAAACCAUGAUUUUAAGAUUUUUAAUUCCUACUAUGCGAAUGAAAAAAACAGAUUUUUAUUAAAAAGAAAAGGUGUAUUUCCAUAUUCAUAUUUUUCAAAUCCAGAAAUAUUAAAAAAACCAGGACUUCCUCCGAAACACGAAUUUUUCAACAAAUUAACAAAUAAACCAAUUGCUGACGAAGAUUAUGAAUUUGCUUUAUUAGUAUUUAGAACAUUUAAUUGCAAAUUUUUUUCUGAUUAUUUAAAGUUAUAUCAAGAAUUAGAUGUUCUGCUUUUAGCAGAAUGCGUCUCUUUUUUUCGCCGGAAGUGUUUUUUGUGUUAUGGGUUAGACAUAUUUCAUUUUAUAAGUCUUGCCGAUUUCACAUGGAACGCAGGUUUAAAAUUUACUAAAGCAGAACUAGAACUUUUUGCAGAUGUUAAUAUGUAUAUAUGGAUAGAAAACAGUAUUAGAGGAGGUAUAUGUUUUUUAGGAAAGAGAUACGCAUGUGCAAAUAAUAGAUACAUUCCAGAAACUUAUAACAAAAAUGAAAAAGAAUCAUAUAUUUUAGCUCUAGAUGCUAACAACUUAUAUGGUCAUUCUAUGAGUCAAUAUCUACCAAUUGGAGCAUUCAAAUGGUUAUCUGAUAAUGAAAUUAAAAAAUUCAAUGUUUUAAACACGAUUUCAACUUCUGAAGUAGGCUAUAUCUUGGAGGUGGAUAUUACUUAUUCGAAUGAAGCUCAAAUAACUCAGGACUGGCCUCUUGCUCCUGAUCACAUAACUAUAAACUAUGACAUGCUUUCCAAUUAUCAAAAAAAGUUGUUGAAAAGUGGAGAUACAGAUAGUUUCUACUUGGAAAUAGUUGCGCCUCAUGUUUUUGAAGAUUUACAAACAAUAUUUAAGCCCAUAAUAGAUUCUAGUAAUUUUCCAAAAGAUCAUUACUUGUUCAACUCAGAAAAUUCUGGUCGAUUAGGAGCGUUAAAACAUGAAUCCACUGAUCCUAUAAAAUAA